UGUGAUCGAGCUGUCAUCGGCGAUGACGAUCGUCGCUGCGAAUUUUGCAGCAAACUAUUCAUACAGAGGAAGAACAUGCUGCAACACAUCAGGAACGUUCACAAAAUGGCCGUGGAUGUCAAGAAAUUGAUGAAAUGCGACGUAUAUGUGGCACUUCCCUGCCUACAAUGGAGAAGUAUUCGGUGCACCAGAUCGCUGCGCACAACUUCGAGGCUGAUUACGUGCACCUGGUGUUCCGGAACAAUAAGGAAUUUCAUGAAUGGAAAGCAGAAGAAGAGGGUAGCCAAAACUGCUGGUUCAUUUUGCCCAGGGACCCCAAAAAGCUGGCCAGUGGAGAAACAAGGAUCCACUAUUACUGUAAUAGAUCAGGCGAGGCAAGGAAAAAGGAAGGUCAUAGUGACCGUCGGGAGAAAAGUCAGGGGAGCUGUAGGUCUGUGUGCAAGCACAUUCACUGUGUGGUCAUCGCUAAUCCAACUAGCAGCAACAAGGCCCAUGAGAGCUCACCCGAAGAAGCAUGUGAGAUCUUGUGCUAUGAGAUGAGGAGGUGUAAAAUAAAAACACCGUGUAGAUUUCACAAUGCCUUUAAGAAACCACGCGAAGCUUGGAGAUGAAGCAUUACAUGCACCUUGAACCAAGUGUCUGGACACAGCGAGUGAAAGUUGUUUUGUCAUGAGCGAGGGUGUCGGUGUUACUUGUAACUACCUUUAAAUAAAGGUUUGUUUCAAAACAGUG
Messenger RNA from Dermacentor andersoni, 732 nucleotides. RefSeq lists its product as uncharacterized. NCBI's taxonomy places the organism in Eukaryota, Metazoa, Arthropoda, Arachnida, Ixodida, Ixodidae. The record is from RefSeq and is a predicted model, not a curated record.